Molecule: messenger RNA, 309 nt
Organism: Racocetra fulgida
Lineage: Eukaryota; Fungi; Glomeromycota; Glomeromycetes; Diversisporales; Gigasporaceae
Source: the annotation of a GenBank genome assembly
AUGCGUCAAAUUAGGAACUGCAUCAAAUUAGGAACUUUAUUAAAGAAAUUAGUAAAGGUAAUCAAGUAUGAACUUGAGAAAGAAGCACAAUAUAGUAAAAUUAGAAAUUAUUAUAAAUCAAAUCCUUCAACUAAUCUUCCUUCAACUUACGAUACUAUUUUUAAGAAUAUUGAUUCUAUUCUAAAAGAUUACUUAGCUUUUACUCCACUAUUACUUCAGAGAGCCCAAAUACAGCAAUUAUUAUUGUAUCAAGAAGCAACAACUACAAUUGAUCAGGUCAAAGAAUAUGAUGUUAAAUCUAUAGAUAUA